AACGUGAUGCUGUGCUGACACAAUGUAAUAAGUUGUGUGCGCGUGUGUUCUGUUCAGUCAACCGCGUCCUUGUGAUAUUUAUUUAUGCAUGAAGAUCUUGUAUUCACGUAAACUUUGUCUGUACGACGUCUGGCUCUGUUCUGAAGAUAUCCGUGGUGUCGGUGAAUUUUUUGCGCGGUUAAAAGGCAGGACCAAUAGCUUAUAGUACAACUGGCAGAAUAACAGAAUUCUUACAUCUACAAUGAGCGGUGGACAGUUGAACUACAACGGCAUCCAGCCGGCAGACAGGUUCACGUUCGAGGAGAACUUCGACGUGGAUUCCUGGGUAGCCUGGGUCAAAGACCACCGAGCCCUAAGCCUCUACGUCGCGGCAGUCUACGUCCUUCUGGUCUUCUCUGGCCGUAGAUGGAUGGAGCACCGCCAGCCGUAUCGUCUUAAGGUUCUGUUGAUCCUCUGGAACGUCUUGCUCGGGGGUUUCAGUCUCUUUGGGGUGUGGCGCAGCGUUCCUGUUCUCGCCACGGCUCUGUACUACAACGGGUGGCACUCCACUGUCUGCGACAACGUCUACUACCACAAGGAUUUCGUUGGCAUCUGGGGUCUGCUCUUUACCCUCUCCAAGAUCCCUGAGCUCGGAGACACUUUCUUCAUCGUCCUUCGGAAGCAGAAGUUGAUGUUCCUCCACUGGUACCACCACGCCAGCGUGCCGCUCUUCGUCUUCGCUGUCUACGGCGAUCGCGCCGCCCCCGGAGUCUGGUUCACCGCGAUGAACUACUUCGUCCACGGCCUCAUGUACCCGUACUUCGGCGUCCGUGCGGCCGGCUACCGCUUGCCCAAGUUCGUUGCCAUGACGAUCACAUCUCUUCAGAUUGUCCAGAUGCUGAUGGGCAAUGUGUUGGUCAUCCACGCAGCGGUCAUGCACUUCAACGGGGUGUCUUGUCACAUUAGCCACUGGGUGCUGGCGGUUUCCAUAGCCCUGUAUUUCAGCUACAUGGUCCUGUUCGCGCAGUUCUUCCACUCGGCUUAUUUCGGAAGCAAGCGCGCGCCGAUCAAGCCAGACAGCCAAUCGAACGGCUCCACUAACGGGGUCAAAGUUCAUCCUAUUAACACUGAUGCUGACAAAGGCCUCCGCAAAAGGGAAUUUGAUCGAAACGAAAACACGAAGACGGACGGUCGAUCGUGAAUGAAGUUGUUACAAGUUGUUUUGUUAAAAUAAUUGUUGCUCGAAAUUUAACUGAAUGUUAAAGCACAGUGUUACCAAAAUAGUAUCUGGUUCGUAAGUGUGACGUCACUGCAGUUUAAACCUCGCCCAAUGGCAUUAAACCCCGCCCAAUGGCAUUAAGUAGCAUUGGAACCAUUGGAACCGGAAGUUAACGCAACUGGAGUGUUUAUCCAAUGGGCGCCAGUAAUCAUGGAGCGCGCGCGUGCACGUAUGACGAUUUUACUAACGAACCGGAUUUGAAGAGAAAAUCCGAUCCAUUGUGAACUUGCAAUAUUAAAACAUUCUCGUGAACUACACAAAAAGUAUUUGUCUGAAUGAGGAACUCUAAAACAUUGUUUAAAUGUUCUCGAAAAUUUGAAUAAGUUUUUGAUAUUCCUUUGUUUGGAGCAGUUGCCCAAGCUUGGACCAUAUAAUGGUGUUUUAGUUAUUGUUUGUAUUGAAAAUUUAAAGGACGAAAACGUUUUAUAUUUUGUGAUGAAUGUAAUUGUAUUGAAUUAAAAAAUAUCAAGAUUUGUGUGACUAUGUUAAUUUUUGUGCAAAUAAAAUGGAUGAUUUUAACGUCUACCACCUUGAUGUUUGAUGGAAA
Molecule: messenger RNA, 1805 nt
Organism: Patiria miniata (bat star)
Lineage: Eukaryota; Metazoa; Echinodermata; Asteroidea; Valvatida; Asterinidae
Product: elongation of very long chain fatty acids protein 6-like
Exons: 2
Coding region: 242-1180 (312 amino acids)
Biological process (GO): fatty acid elongation, polyunsaturated fatty acid; sphingolipid biosynthetic process; fatty acid elongation, saturated fatty acid
Cellular component (GO): endoplasmic reticulum membrane
Molecular function (GO): fatty acid elongase activity
Source: RefSeq, a predicted model, not a curated record